GCUUUCCUGAUUCUGUCCGAUCCUCAUGCAGGUGGGAAAGAGACACAACGGCCUGCAGAAGCUGGUUGAUGCACUGCCUGCCAUCCGACACAAGGGCAGUGUGGUUGAGUUUAACAGAUUUGACCCGGCCUGUCUAUUACCCACCAACAAAGACGACUACUGGACCUACCACGGUUCUUUGACCACGCCUCCUCUGACGGAGUCCGUCACCUGGAUCAUUAUGAAGCAGCACAUAGAAGUCAGCCAUGACCAGCUGGCGGUCUUCCGGAGCCUCCUCUUCACCUCGGCGGAGGAGGAAGUGCAGAAGAGUAUGGUGAACAACUUCCGUGUGCAGCAGCCUCUGCGAGGUCGCACAGUUCGAUCGUCUUUCACUCCCUUCCUGCAGGAGGCGCCACCAGCUGCAGGCGACCAGCACGCUCACUGACACUGCCCGACCCACACACACACACACACCUGGUGACCGCAACACAAAUAUUGUACUGAAAACUAUUUCAUUCCUUUGGAACAGAAAAUCUAAAUUUUUUUAUAUGUGGCAAAACAUCUACAUUUUUACAUUUUUAAUUAUUUCCAGUAUUUGUGGAAAAUAUCAGUACAGUACAGCUGUUUUUCACAGAUAAUGUCAAGGGUUGAACAACAUUUGUAAAACAUGUUACUGGGUAUUGGGAUUUUUUUUUCCUUUUAAACUUUUUCCCUGCAAGCAGAGUCUGAUCUGGUUCUCAGGUUUGUUUGUUUGUUUGUUUUAAUCCUUGUCUGCAGGCAGGUGCUGCAGAUGGUUUCAUACUCAGGGUGGAACAACGAUACGAUCCGCCUAUCUCAGUUCAAUACAUAACACAAUAAAUCAUUAGGAUAUUCACACUAAUCAUGUAGAAAGAAAUCUGGUGGAUGUUAAAGAAAGAAAUUAUUCUGAACUGCAAAUUAUCAUUGAUGUUAACUAUCUUGAUGUGUAUAUUUUAUGAGUCAUUUGAGGGGGGGCCUGCAAAAGAUGAUUUCUGCCAUGCAGUAGUUGACUUUUCCUAGCAUCACGAUACGAAUAUCAAAAAUCGAUACGAUUCAAUACAGACCCCACGAUACAAUUAUCAAAAUCAACUUUUUGUACCACGUUGUGACAUCUUAAUUUGGGUCAUUUAUACGUGACAAAUAUGCGUUUUUGUUCAAUUUUUUUGCAGUAAUACUACGCUACAGGCUGAGAUAAUUAUUUUAAAAUCUUCCUUCCGUUCUGCUUUUCAACAUCUAACAUUUAGAGUUUGACUACAAAUCUACAUACCAUGAUAAAGGUUUUCAGGGAGGAGUGUGCUGCUGUUCCGGUGUUGUUCGCCAACGCAGUAUUUAAAAUGUUAACCGUGGGUUGUGUGUAUGUGGCUGCACGUUCGCGGUUAUUAUUAGCAUUAUUGUGUUGAUGUUGACUGUGUUUGAUGGUUGUGUGAUCACCCAGACUAACCAUGGUAACUAUUUAGCGCGGCCCACCAGUGCUGAAACGCAACUGUAGCGAUGUACAGCGUAAGUAGUGAUGCUCUCUACCCAGAAACUUUCAUCACCAACAUGGAACAAAUGCUGACUUAUAAUAGAGAUUGAUCAUGAUUCGUAAUUUCACUCAGGGUACGUUAACAUUUGUUAAUUCUGUCUGUCAUAAGUAUUAACUAAAAGUUAAUUCAGAGUUAGCACCUUAUUAAUCAUUUAGUAAUGUUGUUCAGUAUCUUUAAGAAUUAUUAAAUGAAUUAAUACCUUAACAUGAACACACUUAAACGGUCCUAAUUGUAAAUUAAUGCAGUAAUCAUUAACAAACAUGAACAACUUAAGUAUUCAUUAAACACUAAGUCUUAAUGCCCUUUAAUUAAUACACAUUAACAUGAACACCAUUAAUAAUUACUAAGCACAGUUAAGUCUUAAUGACCUUUAAUUCAUGUAAUUAACUAUAAUUAAUGCUUAUUACUACAUUAUUUAACAGUGCAUUAAGAGUGUGUUUAGUAAAUAUUUAUUAAUGGUGUUACGUUAAUUAAUGUUCAUUACUGCGGUAAUUAAUGCACCCUCGUAAAGUGUCUGAUUAAAAUAAGCAAGUUAUUUUUCAUAAAUGUAAGGUACCUUAACUUUUUUCUCUUUUCAUCUCUGUAUGAAAAGUCUGUUUUGCAUUAGGUCAUUUCUUCUGUUCAUUGAUCAUUCUUUGGAAUGAAGUCGAUACAAUCAGUCGUUUGAAACGGAACAAAGGCCAACGCGUCUCAGCCAAUGAGAUUCAAUCAGCGUAUUGAUUUGGGUUAUUGAUUAGUCUGUCUUCUAUGUUUA
Messenger RNA from Thalassophryne amazonica, 2277 nucleotides. Its product is annotated as carbonic anhydrase 5B, mitochondrial-like. Gene Ontology annotation, cellular component: mitochondrion; cytoplasm. The transcript is spliced from 3 exons. NCBI's taxonomy places the organism in Eukaryota, Metazoa, Chordata, Actinopteri, Batrachoidiformes, Batrachoididae. The record is from RefSeq and is a predicted model, not a curated record. Gene Ontology annotation, molecular function: carbonate dehydratase activity; zinc ion binding. Bases 26 to 424 code for a protein of 132 amino acids.